GUUCUUUCUGCAGCUGCUGCAACACUUGUGACAUUGAAUUGGGUUAAGUGCAGAUAUUUUCGUUAAAUAUGGCUACAUUAAUCAGGAAGAUCAUCAGCACAAGUAAGGCUCCUGCUGCCAUCGGACCGUACAGUCAAGCGGUGUUGGUAGAUCGGACCAUGUACAUCUCCGGACAGCUGGGGAUGGACCCCGCUAGCGGUCAGCUGGUGGACGGUGGCGUUCAGGCCCAAACCAGACAGGCUCUUGUGAACAUGGGUGAAAUCCUUAAAGCUGCUGGUUGUGGUUAUGAGAACGUUGUGAAAACCACGGUGCUCUUAGCCGACAUGAACGACUUCACUAAUGUCAAUGAUGUUUACAAGCAGUUUUUCAGCAGCAGCUUCCCAGCUCGAGCUGCCUACCAGGUCGCUGCUCUGCCCAGAGGUGGACUGGUUGAGAUCGAAGCGGUUGCCGUCCUGGGGCCUCUGACAGACGCAUCCUAACAACGGCAUCGAUCAGGAGGCGAUUAAAAUGUGAAAACUAAUCAUCGUUAAACUCUAAAUGUGCCUUUUUGUGGACCAGUGUUCAACAAGAUAUAAUACAAUUAAAUUCCCUGGAGGAUUAAUUCAUUUUGCUAUAGACUUGUGAUGUUUGUACAGUUUUAUCUAAUGUAGCGCUGAUGUGAACAUGAGUCUGCCUGCAGGUUAACACCAGGCUCAGGGCACUUUCUCAUCUUCAUUAACAUUGAUGACAGACGUUUGGAGAUGACGCUGCAUUUUAUUUCCAUCUCAUAUUUCACUAGCGAUAGCUGCAAAGUACCUAAACUUGUUUGCUGUAUUAAAUUACACCACUACUCUUAUGUUGUUGUGCAUCUGAUGAUACAUGAUCAAAUAUAAGUCAUUAAAAUAUUGCAAUUUACUUAAAGGGUGUUUUGUUGAUUUUAUCUGAACUGUUCACUUUUAUUCUAAGCUCAGUUCAUGAUACAUAACAACUGUUUUUAUUCUUUAUUUGUCAUAAAAUAAAAUAAAAUACUGUGCAAAAGUCU
This is a messenger RNA of Sphaeramia orbicularis (orbiculate cardinalfish), 1021 nucleotides long. Its product is annotated as 2-iminobutanoate/2-iminopropanoate deaminase-like. The coding region runs from base 69 to 479 and encodes 136 amino acids. Gene Ontology annotation, cellular component: cytosol; mitochondrion. The transcript is spliced from 6 exons. The record is from RefSeq and is a predicted model, not a curated record. Gene Ontology annotation, molecular function: deaminase activity. NCBI's taxonomy places the organism in Eukaryota, Metazoa, Chordata, Actinopteri, Kurtiformes, Apogonidae.